Molecule: messenger RNA, 4493 nt
Organism: Scleropages formosus (Asian bonytongue)
Lineage: Eukaryota; Metazoa; Chordata; Actinopteri; Osteoglossiformes; Osteoglossidae
Gene: cacfd1
Product: calcium channel flower domain containing 1
Exons: 6
Coding region: 486-1004 (172 amino acids)
Biological process (GO): vesicle-mediated transport
Cellular component (GO): membrane
Source: RefSeq, a predicted model, not a curated record
CCGUCUACCGGAAGUACUUAGAAACGUAAACAUUGACGUAUAUUGUUUCUGAGUCACCCAGAAUGCACCGCAGACCAGGGGUCUUCCCAACAAAGAGAGAACGUUUCUGAAGAAAUUAAAAGAAAAUCUAAAUUACUGUGUCAUUUCAGAGUAAUACACUACAAGCUACUAGUUUACAAUAAACACCUCGACUGACAUGCCGUUGCGACUACGUUCGUGCUGUCCAUGAACGUGUUCAUCAUAGAGCGCAGACGACGAGCAGCGUAUCGGCGUUUCAUUUGUCCGUUUUCUCAUACUAGACUUUGCGUACCUUACUAAAAAAUAGAGCGGUCAGUCUAACAGGGGAGUAACUUGAGUUUUUGUCACAACUGAAAAAUGUCGGCGUAAGUAAGUGCUGUUAUCGCUUUGGGGAGAACAGUACCAACAACCGCGGGAGAGGCGGUAGUAGACAAGCGCUGCGGCUCGGACGGGUUCGCUGGAGCGCCAUGAGCUCCGAGGAGCAGCCAGCGGGCGCCGGCAAGGCCUCGGGCGCCGAUCCGCAGGGAGACGGCAUGUCGUGGUGGUACCGCUGGCUCUGUAAGAUCGCGGGAGUCCUCGGAGGGAUCUCUUGUGCCAUUGCUGGAGUGUGGAACUGUGUCACCGUUAACCCCUUAAAUAUUGCAGCAGGAGUGUGGAUGAUCUUGAACGCUUGUGUGCUGUUCCUGUGCGAGGUGCCCUUCUGCUGUCAGUUCGUUGAGUUUGCCAACGCGGUGGCGGCGCGUGCCGACAGACUCAAACCCUGGCAGAAAGCGUUCUUCUACUGUGGGAUGGCAGUUUUUCCCAUUGUCCUAAAACUGUCCUUCACCACGUUGUUUGGCAAUGCAAUUGCCUUUGCAACAGGAGUUCUAUAUGGAUUGGCAUCUCUGGGAAAGAAGGGGGAUGGUGUGAGCUACGCCCGCCUCCAGCACCAAAAGCAGGGUGAUGAGGAGAAGCUGACAGGGACCACAAACUGGGACGGACAGUAAUGCGUUUUCCAAAGUCAGGAAGCAAAGUGCACCUUGUCCCUCUCCUCCCAGCACCCAGUCUGAGCUGCUGAUGCACAGUCACUUACUCUAGAGUGCAUCAUGUUGGUUAGUCUUGUCCGUUUUUCUUUUUGGUUUUCAUUUUCCAAAUACUUUCCCUAUUUCUUUUUUAUAUUUGUGAAACUAGUUUUGUUUCCCCAUCUUGUGAAAUAUGUGCUGAUCAGUGACUGAAAGGUAUUUAGUUUGAAACAACUUAAUUUCUAAAGCAAAUUUCAUAUUUGAAAUUGCAUGUCAUUAACUCAUUUUGCAUACAUUUCUGUGAAAUUCAGGUUAUCCAAAGACCCUGAAAUAGUCAUAAGCGGGAAAUGUUAUAUUAACUGGGUAUAUAACUGGAUCUGAAACUAGAUACGAAUAUAUUGAUUAGAAUGACUAAUAUGAUAAAACAUUUUAAUCAUAGUUACUGUCAUUUGUAGGUACUGGAAAUUGUUCUCGUUGGGCAUGUAAUCUGAAAGUAAAGGGCAGUGGGAGAGUUCCCUUAAAAUGUGCAUGGUCAGUUACUUCGAAGCUCAUAUAUGCCCAAUAUGUUAACUGUUAAAUAAUGAUUUUUGGGUGCAUGAAUAAAGUAAUUUCUGAUUAUGGAACUUUUAAAUGUUUUGCUUGAUAAGGUUACUAAACAAAGUGGUGGGAGUGAGUUUAGUGGUUUAUACAGACACAACUGAAAAAUGAGUUUUAUAGCCAUUCUGCUUUAAAAUUUCAGCUGCUAUUGUUUUCUUAUAAUAUAUUGCUUAAUUAUUUAAUUGUGGGAUGUUUCUGCUUAACCAAGGUGUUGCACAACUUGAAUAUUUUUGUCCUUGAUUCAGGGAAUUUUGCCUGUGUGUCUGUUUUCACUGUUCUACAGGAUACUGUGUCGUCAUGAAAUGAAUUUAACUAUACACUCAAGGUGACGCCUGCCAUCCUUCUCCUUACAUGUGCAGGUAGCACAGUGGUUAAAGUUGACUUGAAGGUACUCCCUAGUUCUGCUGCAGUACCCCUUACCAACAUACUUACCCCGAAUGGUUCUAAUUAAAAUACCCAGCUAUAUAAAUGGAAGAGGUGCUGUAAGCAUCAGUGAAUAAAACUGAGUUGUACAGGAUUGUUUGAAUCGUGCAAUAGACUACUAUACAGUGUUAGCUACCAUUUAUCUAUCUUCUAGAAAAGCAAAAUGAUCUUAGAGGUUGCAGUGUCUGAAUCAGGCUCACUGGAAUAUGGAUGUGCGCCGCAUUAUCCAGACUUCUCUUUGUAGAUUUAAUACUUUUAAUUUCAGUAAUAUAAUCUAAGCCUUCACUAGCUUUUUAACUUUAUAUUUUGGGUCUGUCAAAAAGGAAUUAAUAUAUAAUGGGAGGAGUUUAAAUAAUGUUGCAUACAGCAUUUAAAUAUAGAAGGUAAUUUACUUUUGUUGGCUCAAGCAGAGGAAUGCCCUGAAUCUGGCCAGAGAGUGGAGUUCAUGUUAGCAACCCCAAAACACUGAAAGAGUUCAGACAUCAGAAGCCUCUUCCAUACCUUCGCUUAAUAAGAAAACUAUGGUAGUGGUUGCUGUGACUGAAAUUUGACUUGACAGCACUCACACUACCCUUAGAUGAUGCAGAUGUUGCUAACGCUCCUAUAAUGUCUUACAAUGUUAAAAAUGCCACAAAUGGGAAAAGUUCUGCACAUGUAAGUGUUCAGGAUGUUCAGUGUCAUCUUUGCCAUCUAGUUGACAAACUUGAGUGACUGUCAACUAGAUCUCUUGUUUAGAUGUACUGCACCUGCAAUUGUUUUUUUUUUUUUUUUUUUUUUAUGUAUCAUUGCUAUGUAAUUUUUGCUCUUUUUGCUUGUCAUUAUAUAGUUACCAGUUAAGGUGCAUGACGAAUUUUCUACGGCAGAAUGUAAGGACAAAACUACAGUGAGGGAAAACAUACGUUUACAGAGCCAGUACUCUUGUACCAUGUGCAUAUCUGCUUGGAAAAAUCUUUUGAUUUCCAUAAGGUAUUUUUUAGAAGUCGAGUUUGUGUAAUGUGCAUAACAGCUUUCGAAAACCUUUGUCAAAAAGCUGACACAUAAUCCAAAGCAGUUACCAUGUUCAUUACUGAUUUACACAAAAUUUGUGCUGAAAAUUAACAAAAUGGACACAUACUAGGUACACCUCACAAAGGUGACAGCUUCUUUGCCAACCACUUUGACUAGAUAUUUCUGUCACUCCAAAAUUCUUUGCCUUUCUGUCACAAUCAGUGAAAGGUUACUAUUUAAACCCCCAUUUAUUCAGUGUGGAAAAUCAUAUAUAGGUAAAAUAUACAUUAUGUAAUAUUUUAACAGCUGAAUAAAACUAAAAAUGACAAAAGUAUUUGUCUCCACAAACUCUUGUUCACUGAUUGUUGACCAGUUUAUGCCAUAAAUGUGCAACAUCCAUCAUGCUGCUAAUUUAAGCUGUCUUUAAAUCUAUCAUCCAAGUGAGAUGUUUGCCUGCUGUGCUUUAAUCAUCAACACGAGACGACACUGUGGAAACAAGCUGUAUUAAGGUGGUCCUACAUUCCUAUUAUGCUUCAUGGGUAAAUGGUUUGCAUUCACUACAGACAGGAAUUCCAUGAAGAAAAAAAAAACUAGGAUGUGUACGAAUCUUGGAAAAUUCAUAACCAUUUCUAACAUAAGGAGCAAGUGUAUACUGAUUUUAUUGGAAACUGUUAUAUACUUGUGCAGGGUUGGCAACCCCGAGAAGCGUCUGCUGCAGUUCAUGCUGGUUCUGCUUUCACCUGAGCCACUAAAAUUAUUCAGUUUUGUUUAUGAUGGAAUGUGCUACACAAUUUAAAGCACAUUAAAUGCCCUAGUAAAGGACAUGCUAUGUAAAAGCAGACAACUCAGUUGUUCAAGUGUUAAAAAUAAAAGAAUUUUUAUUAAUUGAAAUAGUCAAUCUGUUUAAUCAGCAAAAUGAAAGGUCUUUACUUUCAUGACUGCUCUUAUUACUCUUGAAUUAGCACUAACUUGGUUUAACACUGUUUGAAUAUGAUGGCAUGUUUGCACUACUUGUACUCAUGUAUUCCUUUCAAUAAAAGUCCCAAUCAAUGAAUGGUGAGUAAAGAGCUCAGAUGGAAUGAAAACAAUUUCCUACUGCGGGUGAAGACGAGGGGUGCUCACUACUCCAACGGUGGAAAAUGAUAAAAUCAGGGCUUACUACUACUAGUUAUGUGUUCCACAUAACUGUCAAAUAAUACUUUACAAUAGUUUUAUCUUUCAUGGCAUGAGGAUGGUUACAAAUCUUUCCCUCUAAUUUCAGGUCAUUUUGUAUAAAUCACACACAGUUGGAAUUAUUCCAUGUGCCCUUACGUUGCUGCUGCAUGAGUGAUACAUGCAAAACCACACAGCGAUACCCAUUUUGGUAGUUUUGUUGUAUUUGUUUGAAUGCUGAACUGAAUUUAACAGUCACUACUGGAUUGUUCACUUUUGUUCUUGCAUAAUAAACUUUGCCUUUGUAAAUUAUAA